Messenger RNA from Drosophila mauritiana, 1986 nucleotides. Its product is annotated as organic cation transporter-like protein. Lineage: Eukaryota; Metazoa; Arthropoda; Insecta; Diptera; Drosophilidae. Bases 364 to 1986 code for a protein of 540 amino acids. Gene Ontology annotation, cellular component: membrane. The transcript has 6 exons. Gene Ontology annotation, biological process: transmembrane transport. Gene Ontology annotation, molecular function: transmembrane transporter activity. The record is from RefSeq and is a predicted model, not a curated record.
CUUUCGUUCCGUGCGGUUGACAUCGCAAUUUCGCCUGAGACGCGCAAUUCUCGUGUCUGAAAAACUAUCUAUAAUUUAAUUUGAAGGGCUAUGGAAACAACUGCGACUUACGUCCUACAGCACGAUUUGUGUUCUUUGUAGUUGUCAGUGGUCCAGCAAAUUAUUUCUGAUCUCGUUCCGGGAAGAAUCGCUGAGCGCACUAAUUGGUUUUGGAAAUUAAGAGGGAAUUCAACGCAGCCAAUUAGGCCAGUCGCAUAUGCAGUCGUGGAGAUGAGUCGGAGUCGUGUCGUCGUUCGCAGGCUCAUCUCAAUUCCCGGAUAGAAACGUGAUUGGAAUCAAGUGUUGCGAGUGGAAGGGAUCACAAUGUUGGAGGUGGACAAAAUCCUGGAGAAGUGCGGCGACUUCGGCCGUCUGCAGAUGAUAAUGCUGCUGCUCUUCUGUGUGAUCAACGUUCUUUCAGCUCUGCACUACUACUCCCAAACCAUCAUCAGCUUCGUUCCCAAAUACUGGUGUGCAGAUGGUUUGCCCGCCAGCAUUGAGUCGCCAGUUGAGUCGAGCUGCCUGCCGUUGAACCGAAAUAUUAGCACUCCGAAUACCUGCUACAGCUAUAACUAUGAGCUAUAUAUGGGCUACCAGAGCUUUCCCAGCGAAAUGGAUUGGGUGUGCGCCGAUGCCUGGAAACUUACUCUCGGCCAGUCCAUGUUCUUUGUGGGCUCUGUGGUGGGCUCUAUGGUUCUGGGCUACCUGGCGGAUGUGGUUGGACGUCUGCCCAUCCUGAUUGUGGCCAACCUGAUUGCUAUGACAGGCAAUCUACUGACCAUAUGGAGUACCAAUGUCACGCUUUUCUGUAUGUUUCGCAUGAUUUCCGGCAUUGCUACGGAUAGCAACUUUGUGAUGAUGUACAUUUUGGUAAUGGAGUACAUGCGGCCAUCGGUGCGCACCCUUGGCCUAAGCAUCUGCAUUGGAUUUUUCUACUGCCUAGGCUCGAUGGCGGCUCCCUGGAUUGCCGUGCUUAUGCGCAGCUGGCGGGGAUUCCUACUGACCACCUCCUUGCCCCUGCUGGUGGUGCCGCUUUUCUACCUCAUUGUGCCUGAAAGCAUUCAGUGGCUGAUUUCCAAGCAGAAAUACGACAGCGCCGUUGUCUGCCUGAAACAGGUGGCCAGGAUAAAUGGACGGCACGUGGAGGAGAGUGCCUACGCGGAGUUCAUCGAGGAGUGCAAGUGCAGUCAGCAAAACCAGAAGGCGUCACCCCAUCUACUUGACCUGUUCCAAACGCCCCGGCUCCGUCGCCAUACCCUCAUCCUCUUCUUCAAGUCCAUGGUCAUCACCCUCUGCUACGAUGCGGUUUCUCGCAACGUUCAGGGCCUUGGCAUUUCGCCAUUUGUGAUGUUCUCGCUGAGCGCCACCGCCAUUCUGCCGGCGUGUCUGCUCAUCAUCGCCCUCCAAGAUCGCAUCGGUCGGAAGGCGAUGGCGUCCGCCUCUCUGCUGCUCAGUGGCAUUUUCAUCUCGGUCACCGGAGGCAUCAUCUUCGCCGCCUCUGCAUCGGAUAAGACCACCACUUUGCUGGUAAGUCUGUCCGUAGUUGGUCGCUUUGGAGUGACGGUGGCCUACAAUUCAGGAGCACAGUAUGCCACCGAGCUAAUCCCCACCUGCGUUCGGGGACAAGGAGUUGCAGCAGUCCACGUGGCCGGCUAUGCCUUCACCUUCUUCAGUGCGUACAUCCUUUUCACGAGGAGCGUGUUUUCGCCGCUGCCCGAGAUUAUCUUGGGCGUACUAUCCUUGCUGGGUGCGUGUCUCUGCCUCCUGCUACCAGAAACCCUUCACCGGACAUUGCCCACUUCUCUAGAAGAUGGCGAGAAUUUCGGAAAGAACGAUCGCUGGUACACCUUCAGUUUUCUGGAAGGACGCACUCAAUCAGCCGCCACACUGGACACCCAAAACGCGAAGAUGUACUCGCAAUCAACGGAAUCGGCAGUCUACUUUUGA